GCUCUUUCUCCAAAGGCUGAGCCCGCCCCCGCCAGCCAGCCAGCCAGCGAGAGAGGAGCGAGGCGAGGAGCGAGCCUCGGAGGGACGAGUGCGCCAUCCCACGCCGCCUCGCCUCGCCUCCGCUCGCCCGGCUGCCUCGCUCGAGGGCCGACUGGAGACCAGGAGGAAGGAGGACGGACCAGCAUCCGAGGGGCCGGGCCGGAGCGGAUCGGGCGGUGUCGUCGGAGUCGGGCGGCUGGCUGCGCCCUCCCCUAUUGUCUCCGCUCGGCUCGGGACUGGCUCGGACGGCCGUCGGUGCGGCACGGCGGGCUCGCGGCGCCAUGGUGGCUCGGAGCACAGACAGCAUUGAUGCAACAGGCGAGGGACAAGUGCGUACUUUGGGCAACACCACCAGUAACAUCAAGGGAAAACCAAUCAAGAGGCUUUCUAUCACACGAGGCCAUUUCCCCAAGCUGACUGAAUGUGCCCAUUUCCACUAUGAGGCCGUGGACUUUGGACACAUCCAGCUUCAGUUUGCCCCUGAUCAAAACGAAAACCUCAACAAUUUGGAGGAAGGAAGCCUUUUAUUCCCUGUUCAGGUUACCUGUCAGGGGAAAAGCUGGCAGGUACAUCGCAGCUAUGAGGAAUUCCGCACUUUGGAUGCUCACCUGCAUUGCUGUAUUUUUGACCGGCGUUUCUCUCAGCUUCCUGAAUUGCCACCCCUCAGCCAUGUGCAAGCUCAUCCUGAGCUCCUGGUGCCCAUGCUUUCACAGUAUCUUGAGAAGCUUUCUGCUAUUGUGGAUAGCAAUAUCAAUUGCAGCCCAGUUCUCACCUGGAUGGAGAUUGAUAAUCACGGCAACCGACUCUUGGUAAACGAAGAAGCUUCCAUCAAUGUUCCUGCCAUUGCAGCUGCUCACGUGGUUAAACGUUACACUGCACAGGCCUCUGAUGAGCUCUCUUUUGAGGUUGGAGACAUCAUUUCUGUGAUUGAUAUGCCCCCCAAAGAGGACAGGAGCUGGUGGCGUGGGAAGCAUGGUUUCCAGGUGGGUUUCUUCCCCAGCGAAUGUGUGGAGCUCUUCUCAGAACGUCCUAGCCCUGGAGUCAAAUCAGAUGCAGAGGGGACAAGCUGUGUCCUCCCCAGGACUCAUGGCCUCCUGUCCCCAACCUCAGUGUCUAAGAAACAUGGCAAGCUCAUUGGGUUUCUUCGUACUUUCAUGAAGUCCAGGCCCAGCAAACAGCGUUUGAAGCAGCGGGGAAUCCUCAGGGAGAGGGUUUUUGGCUGUGAUUUAGGGGAACACCUCAAAAACUCAGGCAGUGAUGUCCCCCAGGUAUUACGCUCUUGUUCGGAUUUCAUCGAAAAGCAUGGCAUCGUGGAUGGUAUAUAUCGUCUGUCUGGUGUCUCCUCUAACAUCCAGCGUUUGCGGCAUGAAUUUGAUAGCGAACGGGUACCUGAGCUCUCCAAAGAUGUUUACUUGCAAGACAUCCAUUCGGUUAGCUCUCUCUGCAAGCUGUAUUUCCGGGAAUUACCGAACCCUCUGCUCACCUAUCAGCUCUACAACAAAUUUGCGGAGGCUGUCUCAGCUGCUGGGAAUGAAGAGCGCUUAGUGAGGGUACAUGACGUGAUCCAGCAAUUACCCCCACCGCACUACCGGACUCUGGAGUUCCUGCUACGGCAUCUGGCAAGCAUGGCUAUGCACAGUCAAAACACCAGCAUGCACAUCCGCAACUUAGCCAUCGUUUGGGCACCCAACCUGCUGCGGUCAAUGGCUCUGGAGUCAGUUGCACAGUGUGGCGCCGAUGCCUUUCAGGAAGUCCGAGUUCAGUCCCUUGUGGUUGAAUUCCUCCUCACCAAUGUUCAGGUUCUCUUCAGUGACACCUUCACCUCCAUUGGCAAGGACAGCACAGGGCGUUGCUUCCUUUCUCGACCCAAAUCCCAGUUGGUCAGCUGCCCUUCCACCCGCUUGUUAUCUCUUGAAGAAGCCCAGGCACGCACCCAGGCCCUCUGCAAGAUCACCAAGCUGGAAGCCAGACGUGGAUCUCCAGAUCCACAGGAGGAUGGGAAGCUCUCUGCUGUUUUGGGAUCACCUAAUACUAGGCAAAAGACAGAAAACAACGGGAAGCUGCGGAAAAUAUCAGGACCUAGUUGGAAGGCUUUCUUCGCCAUCGGCAAGGCCCCCGUCCCUUUCCGCAAAAAAUCACAUCGAUUGGGAGAGAUUUUUGGGCUUGGAGAAUCUUUACCAGGGAGCCGUGGUGAGACAGUCACUUUGCGAUCUGCCAAAAGUGAGGAAUCUCUAAGGUCUCAGGCCAGUCUAACAGGUCUCCCCAAAUUGCCUUCUCUGAGACGUCCACAUUCUAGCAGUGAUGCUUUCCCUACCCUCAAACAAUGCCACUCGUGUUCUUCUCUGGGUUCUUCUAUUUCUGGCCAUGGUGAAGUUUUGGCUCCUGGGGCAGAUGAUGUGGCCUCCCGUCGGCGUUCCUCUUGGCUGGAAGGUGACUCGGAGCUGGAUUCAGAGUUGGAAUUAAGUCCUCCUGGACUUCGUGGCCUGGACUUUGACCCACUAACUUACCAGUGUAGCCCUCCUGUGCAGCAACCAUCCUUCUCAGAUGACUCCAGCUCAGCCAGUCCUGUUGCAGCUCUCUCGCCCUGCUCACAUCCCAGUGUCAGCAAAGAUGCAUCAGAAACGUCGGUCUCCUUGCCCGACAAAGUGCUGGAAAUGUUUUCUAGUGGGGAGUCCAGAGGCCUGAGCUCCCCUCCUCAUCUGAUCUCCAUGCUCCUGAGUACGGCAGGUGGACAACUCAGCAAUGCUUGUGAACGUGAAGUCCGUGGCAAGAUUACGCAAGCCCAAGAUCGCUUGUCUCCACCCAGUCCGAAGUCUGAAGCCGUUCCUGUGUCUCCCGGUGCAUUGUCCCUGCUGCGGCAUAUCCCGCCAGCUCCUCCACCCAAGAACCCGGCUCGCCUGAUGGCGCUGGCGCUGGCUGAGAGUGCGCACCAGGCAGCCUUGCAGCAAAAGCGACAGGCCAGCCUUAAGCAGAGGGAACCCCGGACGCAUUUCCGACGCUCUCUGUCGCUGGAGUGCAAGGCAGGGGAGCUGACGAGCGGCGCACAAGCCCUCUACUCCAUGGUGCGCCCGAGCCCCAAGGCACCUGGCCUCUCCCCACUCCAGGCGCAGCAGGCCAGGGGCAGGAGCAUCGGCAGCCAAAGCCGCAACCUAAAGGGAGGAAGCCAGGUGCCUCUCAGCCAAUCUUCUCCCUUGGGUAGCUCGAAUUCCUUUUCCCCUUACAGGAGGGUCCUCGCCGAGCUAGACCAGAGAGACCCCCAGGCACUUUCCUUCUCAGAUCCCUACCACCUGUCCUCCCCCUCUCCUGCCUACGGUUUGCAUCCCCCUCCCCCUCCCCUGUCAGUCCCCUACCCAGCCUUCCGCCAGCCGCAAGAUGCCUUUCCUUCGUCCAGCCCCUUGGCUGCCCCGCCCAAGCCUCCACCCCCUCCCCACUUUCCCAUCAUGACCGGUCACUUGCCCCUCAAAACGAGGUCCUCCACUUUUCAGGCCGGCCUCACGGACCAUCCUGCCCGGCAUCACAGCCACUUCCCAGUCUCCCCUCGAUCGGGUGUCGGCGGGAGUCCCUCUUCUCAGCUGGAGCAUGAAAACCUCUAUUAUGAGAUAGUGGGGGAUCCUCCUGCAUAUCCUGGCCUGGCCCGCCCUUGGCCCUCUUGUCCACCCCCAGAGUACCUGGCCACUUUCAAUGCCUCCUACGGGAUCUUUGAGAGGCCCUGGCGCCAGAGCCAUCUCCCCCCGGCUGCCUCCUCUCUGCAACCCAUCUUAAAGAAUCCCCAGCUGCAAAUCCAGUCCAUGCCUCCAGCAGUCACCCGUCAGGAGCCCAUCUACGUCAACGUACCCUUCCCCGAACCCUCUUUGCUCAGCCCCACGUCGUCUCCUCCCCUUGAAGCAGCACAUCCCCGAAGUCAUUCUGACCCGGGAGCUCCUCAGGCUUUGUCCCAGCCCAGCAGACCCCCCCUGCCUCAGAAGCAGAAGCUGGCUUGGGGCUACGCAUACACAGGGCAACACCGCCAAUUGAUGGACGUUUUGCCUUGCAGCCGUGCUGUGUGGCAGUUCUACCGCCCACCCUCCGCAUGUUGGGGUCAUCCCUCUUACAGUCCGGAGCCCAUUAUCACUUACGAUGCGCCUGCCCCCCUCUUGGGGAGCCAGGCCUCGGUCCCCUUGCAGAAGCUGGAUGAAUCUUCCCCACAGUACGGCAAUGUGGAAAGGAGAGAGGGAUCUCCCUCCGGGUGCUACCUGGGACCCAGCUGGACAGUGUAUGCUGAGGGCCAGACGCACAGCUACUGCUGAGAGACAAGAGGUGACCAGAUGCAGAGUUUGGAUCCUCGGGGCUGGGCUCCGGGUAUCUUCUCCUCUCUUCCUUGCCAGUAUUCGUGGAAUUACACGGUACGGAUUGCUGUGAAAAAAAAUACAGACUUUGGAAGGAUCUAUCCGGUUAGGUUAUAUACUCAGAGGUCCCGUCUUUGGCUCCCUUGUUGGGCACUGUGCCUGCCUCGUUUGGAGGACCUCUUUAUGGUUUGGAGAGCACACAAAUCUUUCAAGGCAGUUCCUAUCCCUGCAGGAGGUUUCUCCAAAAAAAAUCAGCAUGACAUCACAGAAGAACAAUGGGUGGCAUCAUUUCAGCCUUUGGGGCACCAUAACACCUCUGCCAGUUCCAUUGCGUGUCCAUCUUCCUGUUUUGGUUCUGUCCCAUGUUGCUUUGUUCCACCUUACCCUCUUUCCAACCAUGGACAUCUAACCUCAGAGGAGAGCUUUUGCUUCCAAUGGGAUGACUGCAGCUGAUUCCUUCUGGAUUACAUCAUCUCGACCGCUUUGGCAAUGUGAAUCACAAUAGGAUGCCUGGAAUCCACUAGGGCUGCUAACAGUGCUCAUGCCAUGCGCUGAACUGACACAGAGAGGCGCUGUUGGUCAUGUCUUGCUCACCACUGGAGAAGAUUGCAGGCUUCGGAGGGGAGAGAGUGGGCGUUAACAGCUACCCAACCCCGUGUUCCUCUUCCAGUAUUCAAACCAAAAGUUCUAACUUGUAAUAAGCAUCCUUUUAACCCAAUUAAAAUAUUAACCACCUUCCCCUGCUGGUUUUCCCAGAGAUUAAGCCAAUUCCUGGAAGAAAGCCAUCCCCUGGUCUGUGACAGAGAUGUCAAAGGAAAUAUAAGGUGCCACCAAGCAAGGCAGACGGAGGGCACGCUUGCAAUCUCCUUUCCCAAGAGUGCACAUGCGUUGUGUGUUUGCAGCCAGGCAGAGGGGCAUGUGGAGGAAAACUAGGGGGAGCAUGUUUGGUCUCGUGCAUUUCUGUAUUUAUUUAGGAUUUUGGAAUGGGUGUGUGUGUUUUACAGAAGGACGGGGGAGGGGGGGAUGCAUACAGUACGUGCCUAGCAUGGGAGGGCUUGAUGUGAUCUAAGCUGCAGGCUCAAUGUGUGCUUGAGAGCAGGAUUCACGUCUAUUUGAUAUGUGUACAUUCAUGUCUGGAGUUGGUGCGUGUACGAAUAUGUGUGUCUGUGAAAAUGAUUGUGCAUGUUCCACAAACAGUAUUUUAGAUACCUGGGGUAGGAAAAAGGGAGAGGUGUUUAUGCCUUCUUCCUCUUGAGCAGCCAUUGGGGACCCGAUUGAGAUUAAGGCAGGGUUUCUCAACCUUAGCGACUUUAAGAUGGAUGGACAGCCAGAAUAUUCUGGCUGGGGAAUUCUGGGAGUUGAACUCCACACGUCUUAAAGUCGCCAAGACUGAGAAACAUUGGACUGGGGAAAGAAGGAAAUCCCCCCCCCCCGUACCCCGAGCAUCCCCUCACCAAAGCACUUUUCAAGUGGCCUCUAAGCUCCUUUUCAAAUGAUUAUAUUGUCAGAAUAUAAGAGAGGGGGGGGGGAGAAAACAAAAUAAGCAACGACGGUAAUGCCUCGCCUGCAUCACGGAGAAGAAUAUGUUUUUUUUUUUCCUGAAUGCAGUCCAAACUUGAAUUUAUGCACUUUGGGAUCCUAUUGCUUUCAGAGAGAGCCAAGCACAAAUUUGAAGCCUCUUUCCCCUGAAAUCCACAGCCUGCUCCUGGGCACGCUUGCUUGGAAGUCAGCCCCACAACGGAAUGCAAGACUGAUGCCUGGAUUUGUGCACAACUGGACUACAGCCUUAAUUGCAUUAUUUUGAAGCCUCCCGUGGGAUC
Molecule: messenger RNA, 6184 nt
Organism: Crotalus tigris (Tiger rattlesnake)
Lineage: Eukaryota; Metazoa; Chordata; Lepidosauria; Squamata; Viperidae
Gene: ARHGAP33
Product: Rho GTPase activating protein 33
Exons: 22
Coding region: 321-4325 (1334 amino acids)
Biological process (GO): small GTPase-mediated signal transduction
Cellular component (GO): fibrillar center; nucleoplasm; actin cytoskeleton
Molecular function (GO): phosphatidylinositol binding; protein binding; GTPase activator activity
Source: RefSeq, a predicted model, not a curated record